AUGAAGUCGCUGCGAUUCCUUGCCGCAGAGGGCUUCGUAAACAUUGGUCCGGCAGCCAUGGAGAACCUCUCAUGUGUGUCUUUUAACGCCUAUCCACUCCUUUUUAAAGCAUGCUAUCUUCAUGAGCAGGCAGAGCUGUUGCAUGUUCUUGUCCAGACCUGGCCACUGCCUGUUCUCAACCUGCAAAGACUUUUGGGAAAGACUGCAGACUGUCAGCUUGAUCUCACCUCAAGCACAUGCCGUCUCUGUCUAGAAGCAAUAAUCACUGGUCUCAAGGAUUAUGUGCUGUGCCCUCCAAAAACGUAUGCAAAAGUUCUUCAUAAAGUGGACCUGACAGCUUUGAAGGAUGUUGAGCUUCAGAGCCCGAGUGCAUGA
This is a messenger RNA of Knipowitschia caucasica, 375 nucleotides long. The record is from the annotation of a GenBank genome assembly. Lineage: Eukaryota; Metazoa; Chordata; Actinopteri; Gobiiformes; Gobiidae.